Acaromyces ingoldii is the source of this 4797-nucleotide messenger RNA. RefSeq lists its product as hypothetical. Lineage: Eukaryota; Fungi; Basidiomycota; Exobasidiomycetes; Exobasidiales; Cryptobasidiaceae. The transcript has a single exon. The coding region runs from base 209 to 4729 and encodes 1506 amino acids. The record is from RefSeq and is a predicted model, not a curated record.
ACACCAUCUCCGCUAGAACAGUACGAUCAUCGACGACUCUUCCGACAUUGUCGCCGUCGCUCAUCGGCUUGCUCUGCUUAGGAGGACGUCAAGAUAGUACUCGUGCACACGUUCUUUGACUCUUGUCGGCGAGAGAGUCGAUCGCACGCCGUGACAGGGAUUAUCCCGGCCUUGCUUACUUCAUCCCUACGCGUCACAUCUCUCGACCAUGAGUCUAUCGCGCCCGGAUUCUGGUCGACCAAGGCGGGCGUUGGGCCAGCUUUCUGCCAAUGACUUGUCUUCUGCUUCAAAUCACGUCAAUUCGGUAGCGGCACCUGUCAAGCUCACUAGGACCACAGCACUUCCAACGCCCCCUCCCUCGCAAAAGGAUGCCUCUGCAAGUCCAAAUCUGCUGGGGCAGCAGCCAAGUUCGACACCCACCAAAAGGUCUCUUCGAAAUGGACAAGGAAACAAGCGUGUGCGUGACUCGCCCAGCUCCUCUGUCUUCCAUUCGCCUCGUGGGACCAGGUCGACGCCCAAUCCGCGUGCGAGAAAGGUGGCAGACAGGUCGUCGAGGGGCAGCCCCGUCGCGAUGCACAGAAUGCUGCAGGAGCAGGAGCAGCCGCAAGAGGACGAGGGCGAGGAGGAAGACUCGGACGAGGAGGACUACGAUGCGCACAUGACGGACGAGAUCAUUCUCUUACCCACCUCCCUCUCAAGGUCUAGACUCGAGUCCUCCUUCAACGAGUCCUUUCCUCUGAUCUCGACACCAGUGACUAAGCCGCGUUCUCCUCGGGGCAAGCAGCCAACCUCUUCAAGUGCCUUGAGAAUGCAACAGGCAAGAGAGUUUUCUUCUUUCCCUCUUGCAUCGACACCUAUCGCAGCUCCAUCACGCUCUCGAGCGGCAAGCAAAGACAAGGCGCCUCUACUCAAGACCCUUCACUACAGCGACGGCCCAUCUCCCUUGCUCCCUCCAGGAGAUGACGUUUUCGACGUUGAUUUUCAGCACGGAGAAGAGUUCACAGAGGCAAUAGAGCCGGCUGCUAGCAGCAAUCAGCCUUCAGCUAUAUCAUCCCCGGCACAGUCGAAGCAGGCGAUCAGUCGCGGCUCAAAGGCAAAGGCGGCUGGGACGAGGACGAAAGCAACGAGGAAGGGCAAGGGCAAAGCAAAGGUCUCCGACGACACCGAUGACGACGACGGCUUUGUCCAAAAGUCCAGCGACUAUUCCACACCGAGCACGCCGGUCAAGAUCCCGGAGAUCGUGCCGACACCCCGCUCGAAUAGGGCCGCUUCACGCUCGAAAUCCACGCCAGCAGCUAAGGCGUCGCCUGCGUCGAAGAGAUCAAAGAUUAAGGAUCCGUCGAGGAGGUCGGUCUCAAUUCUGGGAGACGAAGAGCAGGAGAUCCAGGGUCGGUGCCGCAGCGUCGGAUCGCGACGGACAAUGAGUCCACCUGCGCUGAGCAGACUCAGCGAAGAAGUUGCACCGCGACCUCCGAGCCCGUCGGAUGACCCGAUGCUCCUGCGAGGUCCGAGCCGGAAUGACGUUGACGACCGCCAUGCUUCGGCUUCGCUGACCGGUGGGAUCAAUGGCAACCAGCUUGGCGUCUCUGAAGACCUCGAGAUCAAGUCGGAGGACGAAGAUGAGGUUUUCGGUACAGAGCACCUCUUGAUGCAUGAAGGCCCCUCGAUUGACGGCGAAGAUGGCACCUAUAAUCAAGCACCGCUUUCUCUCACAGCUACCAGUCAGAGAAACGAUUCACAUUUGAAAGAGCAGCAAGGCUUCGGCUUCGAACCAAAUGACUUUAUCGACCCUCGUUUGCUGGUCAAGAAGGGCGACGACUCUCCCUCACGUGAAGACAAAACUCGUGAGGAGGAAUCCUCCCUUGAAGAAGAGUCGGACAGAGAAGAGUCGUUCUCUGCAGCAGAGAUGAUAUCCAGGGAGGGAAGCGAGGACGAGCAAGAGCGAGCAAGACAGUCCGACAAUGAGGACGAAGACGCAGAAGGAGGACAUGGCAUCUCGAGCGAGAGCGUCGACGCAUACUCCCAUAUACAUCAAAGUCCCAACGGCAACGCAUUCAGCGACCAGGAAGAGGUCAAUGACGUGUACACAGAGGCACUUGACGAGCAGCAGGAAGAGAGCACAAAUUCCGAACGAAGCGCUUCGCCCAUGCUUGUCGAGAUGGGAUACAAUGCAGAGUGGGACAUGGCUCUGAGGCGUAGCGCGACGGCAUUGGACCACGACCUUAGCGAAGGGGAAGCGAGAGAGGAUGACGAAGAGGAAGGAGAGGAGAGACUUCUUGAACAUCAUAGAAAGACCGAAGAGCAAGAGAAGGCAGAUGAGCAGAUCGUGGAUCAGCUCAUUGACAUGGACCAGGUGGAGGAGGUGCAGACCGAACAUGACUUUGCAAAGGGAAAAGGCGACGAAGAAAGAGCAUGGCAGGCGCCAAUGGAGGCCACGGUCGAGAAACAAGCUCAAAGGAUAACUAAAGCGAUGCCAGUUGACGAUGCUGCGCACACCAAGUCUAAGAAUGAGGCUGUCAUGCAAACGGAGCAAGAGACAGAGGAAGAGAAGAGAGUCGUGGAUAUCACCAUUUCGACGGACUCGAGCUUGCCCUCUCCGCCUCGAGCCCAAUCGAUGAUGAUCGACGCCGACGGAGAGGCGUCAUUCUUCGGCCGCCGGUAUCGCUCAUCGACGGCCAUGGAUCGCUCAGCGACCGACAUGCCCUCUCAUAGCGUAAAUAUGGCAUCGCCAAGCUUUGCAAGGACUGAACGUCGAGCGCCCUUUGUGCGCCAUGCUUCAGUCCCCGCCGAAGAUUCAACCCUUGACGUUUCUAUGCAGGAGCGAUCAGCCAUGCUUUCCAUGCGUCACAACGCCGUCGAGAUCGCUAGCUUUGACAAGGACGCAGCUGCCCGCGCCGUGGCGGUGCUCACACAAUUCUCCGACUUCGUCCAGUAUGGCUCGCUCGACAGCCUCGCUGGGCCUAGCAAUGCCGAUACAACCUCGAAGCAGAUACGCGAUAAUGUAGCAUCUGGACCCACGCCGCUGAGUUGCAAUACCUCGAGCGACACGAGGUUUGCCAUUCCCUCGAGACCGGCAUCUUCAGUCAGAAGAGCCUUUGACCAAUCACCAGCGACACCCUUUGUGCCAGGCGGCUUCCCGCGGACGCCCAACGUUGCUGCGGCUACUCCGUCACCUUCGCUCGGCAGGGGCGAAGAGGCGGUCUUGUAUGCCAGUAAAGACGUCCUCCUCGAGAAGGCUCGGAGAGGUCAUGGCAGACUACUUGUCGAUGCCGGCGACUGGAGCAAGGCGGCGUGGGCAUCGCUGGAUGACAUCUUCACUGCGGAAAUUCUUGCAGGUGCAAACGUUGUGCUUAAAGGCGGCCAAAAGCUUAGGGGCCAGGCUCAAAAGGAGGCCUUGAAACGGAUCGAUGGCCAAGCUAUCCUAGACGUGUUCCUCGAAGCUCAUCACAUCGAGCCCGAGGACCUCAUUGGCGAAUGGUCACGAAGGAAGCUGAGCAAUCGCGUCGCUGCCCUCCGUCGGCGGCAAGCCAUUCGAGUUGAGCGCCGAUUCCCAGGCACGCUCAAUGAAGAGGAUCGCAGAGAACUUGGCAUCGACCUGCUUGGCUUGGGCUCUUACAGCGAAAGCUUGCCCCAGACUCCGUCGAGCCAGCACACGAGGGCUCGCAGCGAAUCAAGUGUCUUUAGGUUCGAAGAGGAGGGUGUUGUUCCGUUCGUCAUGGAGUCGACUCCUUUACCAAAGAAUGUGGGGGCAGAGGCAUCGUCUCUCUAUCCUAAGCUUCCAGCCCUGGGCGCUCCCGUGCAAACGUCUGAGCCGAACACACCAAGCAGAGAAAGGUCCGCCAGCCCCUCGCCUUCACAGAUGAUGGAGACGCCCCGCAGGGAAAGGAGCUUGGUGGGACUGGCUUCGAAGGGCCUCGGCUUCUUGGCUUCAAAGGUCGCCACCCCUCUUCGCUUUGCAAUCGCAAAGGAAGCCCCAACAACCUCUGAGGACGGCAAACACGUGCAACGAGAGCAGGAUCGAGAAGGUGCACAGGCUGAUGCUCAAGCACCUAUGGUGAUGACGCCUGCGCCGCCACCUCUUCACGCAUCGGCAGAUCGUUCUCGAAGGGACUCAAUGGUGUCCACCUCAUCAGUGUCUUCGAUGAGAAGUGAACCGAAGCCAGGACCGCCUCUUGAGAUGCGUGCGGUCGAGCGCAGCCCCUCCGUUGCGAGUCUGGGUGCUGCCAUUGCAGAACUCGCUGCCAAACGUAAUCAACGUGCCUCUCUCGAGCGAUCCCGCAGCAUGUCAUUCCAGAAGGGCGAUAGCUCAUACGAGGUCGAAACGAGCUUCGCAACUCGUAUCGAUGGGUCUUUUGCAGCGUCGUCCGCGUCGUUGCGGCGCGUCAACAGCUUCAGCUCAGCGAGUAGCGGCGACAGCAGCGUCGUUGGCGCCUUUGGCUCAUCGAGGAGGACCGGCACGUCCGGCCAGGUGGUGCAGACUGCACUGAGCAACCUCAAUGACGGCAUUUCCCAUUCGAAAGCGGCGGCCAAGGUGGAAGAGUUUCGUAGGAGCCGAUCGAGUCGAGCAUGGAAGAGCCCGAGGAGCGCAAGGAUGGCCACUGCAAAGAGCGGUGCUGCAGGUGAUACAAGCAUAUUGAGCUCUUCCUUCAGCAGGAUCAACGAGGGCGAGGCGAGCGUCGUGCGCGACAGAAAGACCUUUUGGGAGGAACGGGCCGCAAAGGGCGUGUAAAUCUGCUUCAGUCUAGAAAUCUAAGCACACAAUGUCUUCGUAUCUAUUUCUUCAAUUAUCACAUGUCU